AUGAGGAACAAUAAUCAGAGCAGUGUGUCUGAGUUUAUCCUCCUGGGCCUCCCUAUCCAGAAGGAGGAGCAAGGCAUGUACUACACCCUUUUCCUGGUCAUGUACCUGACCACAGUGCUGGGGAACCUGCUCAUCAUCCUGCUCAUCAGGCUGGACUCCCACCUCCACACCCCCAUGUACUUCUUCCUCAGCCACUUGGCUCUCACCGACAUCUCUUUCUCAUCAGUCACGGCUCCAAAGAUGCUCAUGAAUAUGCUGACACAGAGUCAGUCCAUCUCAUAUGCUGGGUGCAUUUCUCAGGAAUUCUUUUUCUUAUUAUUUGGUGGUCUUGACAGCUUCCUUCUCACUGCAAUGGCCUAUGACAGGUAUGUGGCCAUCUGUCAUCCCCUGCAUUACAACAUUAUCAUGAGUCCUGUCCUCUGUGUCCUACUAGUAAUUCUAUCCUGGGUCUUAUCUUCUGCCAGUGCUUUUGUGCACACCUUCCUCCUCUCCCAUCUCAUGAGGAAGGGUAAUCAAAGCAGUGCAUCUGAGUUCCUCCUUUUGGGGCUCCCUAUCCAGAAGGAGGAGCAAGGCAUGUACUACACCCUGUUCCUAGUCAUGUACCUGACCACAGUGCUGGGGAACCUGCUCAUCAUCCUGCUCAUCAGGCUGGACGCCCGCCUCCACACCCCCAUGUACUUCUUCCUCAGCCACCUGGCUCUCACUGACAUCUCUUUCUCAUCAGUCACGGCUCCAAAGAUGCUCAUGAAUAUGCUGACACACAGUCAGUCCAUCUCAUAUGCUGGGUGCAUUUCUCAGGUAUAUUUUUUCUUAUUUUUUGCAGAUAUUGACAGUUUUCUUCUCACUUCAAUGGCCUAUGACAGAUACGUUGCUAUCUGCCAUCCCCUGCACUACACUAGGAUCAUGAGCCAAGGCCUUUGUUUCCUGCUAGUAUUUCUAUCCUGGGUCUUGUCCUGUGCUGGUGCCCUUGUGCACACUCUCCUCCUUGCCCAUCUCUCUUUUUCUGAAGACAACACGCUCCACCACUUUUUCUGUGACCUCUCAGCCUUACUAAAGCUGUCCAGCUCAGACACCACUGUCAAUGACCUGGUUAUUCUCAUUGUAGGAUCAAUGGUUAUUACUCUACCAUUUAUAUGCAUUCUGGUGUCUUAUGGUCACAUUGGUGCCACUGUCUUGAAAUUACCUUCAAUCAAGGGAAUCUGCAAAGCUUUCUCCACAUGUGGCUCUCACCUGUCUGUAGUUUCUCUGUACUAUGGAGCAAUUAUUGGGCUCUACUUUGUACCCUCUUCCAAUAACACUAAUGACAAGGAUGUCAUUGUGGCUGUGUUGUACACUCUGGUCACACCUAUGCUAAAUCCCUUUAUCUACAGUUUGAGGAACCAGGAUAUGAAAAGAGCUCUGAAAAAUCUGCUCAGUAGGGGAACAUUUUCAGUGUGA
This is a messenger RNA of Cavia porcellus (domestic guinea pig), 1437 nucleotides long. RefSeq names its product olfactory receptor 1J21-like. The transcript is spliced from 2 exons. Gene Ontology annotation, cellular component: plasma membrane. Lineage: Eukaryota; Metazoa; Chordata; Mammalia; Rodentia; Caviidae. Gene Ontology annotation, biological process: G protein-coupled receptor signaling pathway. Gene Ontology annotation, molecular function: olfactory receptor activity; G protein-coupled receptor activity. The coding region runs from base 1 to 1437 and encodes 478 amino acids. The record is from RefSeq and is a predicted model, not a curated record.